AUGAAUAAGAUGUCUGUUCUCCGCCUCUUGAGCGUCAAGAGAGUGCAGUCAUUCAGAUAUAUAAGGGAAGAAGAGGUUGCUCUUUUGAUCGAGAAGAUAUCUCACGCAUGUCAGUUGUGCAACUCAAUUAAUCUAAGCGAGUUACUUACCAUUAUAUCCGGUAACUUGAUUUCUAGAGCUGCUUUCAGUAGCAAGUUUGAAGAAGAAGAUGAUAAUAGCAGACGGAUCGGGCCUUUGACAAGGGUGGUAAUGUCACUUUUGGGAAUCAUUUUGGACAUGUUUAUUGGUGGAAGUGAUAUGAAGGCCAUUACUGUGGAAUGGAGCAUGACCGAACUCAUCAGGAAUCCCAAAGUGAUGAGAAAAGCCCAAGAAGAAGUUAGACGUGUUGUGGGUAAGAAAUUCAAGUUUGAAGAAGAUGACAUUCCUCAAAUGGCUUAUUUAAAAGCUGUUACCAAAGAGACUCUAAGAUUACAUCCUCCUGCUCCCUUUUUGAUUCCAAGAGAGUCCACUAGAGCUAUCAAUGCUAAUGGCUACCAUAUCCCAGCUAAAACCAGAGUCUUCAUCGAUGUUUGGGCAAUUCAAAGAGCGGUUGAAGGUCAGAGAACCCAAAAUGGCAGAAGGUUGGAGAGAAAGGCGCAUUAA
This is a messenger RNA of Nelumbo nucifera (sacred lotus), 642 nucleotides long. NCBI's taxonomy places the organism in Eukaryota, Viridiplantae, Streptophyta, Magnoliopsida, Proteales, Nelumbonaceae. The record is from RefSeq and is a predicted model, not a curated record.